AUGAAAAAUGAAACGUUACAAGCCGUCCGGUUGGAUACUUCUUUAAAUAUUGAGAAACGACCGCUCCCAUUUACGAGCAGAUCGGUCUACUGCAAUACCAGUACGGGUAACCCGCGUCCAUAUAGCCCACCAUCUAUGCGCCGUCUCAUUUUUGAUCAUUUCCACUCGCAAGCACAUCCAGGAGGCAAGGCAAGGCAACGUUGCGGACCAUAUCAUGUUGUGCCUUGGAAAAUGAACAAAAAUCUGCUGAGACUAUUAAUUAUCUUCGUUUUUGAAUUUGUUUUACCAAAAACAAUUUAUCGAGAGUUUCAUCUUGAAAAAGUUUCAAAUAAUCAAGAAAUAAUGUGGGAAAAGCCUACAGAUUUACAAGGGAACUAUUUUGCUUACAUGGAAAUCUUUCCAGAGAAUAUAUUUGAAGAAAAGGCAAUAACAUUUUGUAUCUAUAAAGACGAUAGACAAAUAAAGAAAUACUUUGCGAAUUUAACAAAAUAUCAUAAUUUAAACAGAUAUGCAAUAACUAAAAUUAUCACGAUCAACUCUGGAGAAAGUAUAAAAAUAUCUUAUAAUGGAAAUAAAAUCUUUCGGUUGAGAGACGCGCCAACAAGUAGCAUUAUGUUGACUGAAAUUAGUGGAAAUGAUGAAAGCAAAACUACCAGAAUGAUUGAUCAAAGCAACUCUAGCAAAAACAAUCAACAAGACAAUGCUGCCAUAACCAACACUAUUAAUAUUUGGGUAGUCAUUACAUUGCUCAUUUGCGCAAAGUACUUUUCACUAUAG
Molecule: messenger RNA, 777 nt
Organism: Acanthosepion pharaonis
Lineage: Eukaryota; Metazoa; Mollusca; Cephalopoda; Sepiida; Sepiidae
Source: the annotation of a GenBank genome assembly